This is a messenger RNA of Trematosphaeria pertusa, 1137 nucleotides long. RefSeq lists its product as uncharacterized. The coding region runs from base 1 to 1137 and encodes 378 amino acids. The record is from RefSeq and is a predicted model, not a curated record. The transcript is spliced from 2 exons. NCBI's taxonomy places the organism in Eukaryota, Fungi, Ascomycota, Dothideomycetes, Pleosporales, Trematosphaeriaceae.
AUGUACCGCGGCCCAGGAUACGGCGGCCGCUCCAAGGCCACAGCAAACAUCCUCUGCCAGAAGUGUCUGAAAAGAGGCCACUAUAGCUACGAAUGCAAAGUCUCGGCUCAGGAACGGCCCUACAAAUCGCGGCCUUCGCGCACCCAGCAGCUCCUAAACCCUCAGUUGAAGCCAAAACUGAGCACAGAAGUCCCCAAUGAUCUUCUGCGAAAAAAGGGCGUUGCCGACGAAAUUCUAGCGAAGAAAGAGGAGGAGCGUGGAAGGAAGUCUGGCCGUGAUGAUGACAGCCCCGCCCGCAAACGCUCUCGAUCGGUGUCAUCCUACUUUUCUGACUCCGACUCCGUAUCCACCAUUUCGACGAACCGUUCGCCUUCUCGCUCGCGGUCACCGAAGCGCAUCGAGAACGGGAAGCCAUCGCUACGCGGAGGAGACAUGCUGGGAAAGCGGCCACGACGUUCAGUUUCUUCGGAAUCGGUCCACUCGCCCCAGGUGGUAGAGCGUAACACACGGCGGCGGAUGAGCUCGUUCAGCCCCGCGGAGAGGGGUCGACGUAGGACCAGGUCGCGAUCAAGCCACAUGGACAUGUCGCAUGGUGGGCACAGAGCAGCCGUACGAAAGAGGUCAAGGAGCAGGAGCUAUAGUAGAGGAAGAGGCCGACCGAGGUCACGCAGCAGGAGCAGGGAGACAUACGGCAAGCGUGGAGCUCCGCGGCUUUCAUCCUCUGGGUCACCUUCGAGAAGUCUCAACAGAAUGGAUACUUCAGAGGACCACAAUAUGUCGCGGAAUGGCGAGGCACGAUCGGGAGGCGGUCCAAAGAGGCAUUGGGGACCCUCGCCUACAGGCCCUCGCCUUUCUCCCUCCAAGUCGCGGUCAAGGUCUCCAUACCAAGGUCGUCAAAGUCCGAGCGCUUACUCCAGGAGACGCCAUGUGAGGUCACCGAGCCCGUACAAAAAGAGAGAUGGCGUGCCGGCUGUGGGCAGCGCCUAUUCUGAACGAUAUCAUCGAUUUGGCGACCGACGCCCGGAGCGGACUGCCAGGAAUGGCCCGCCGCCCCAGCCACCUCUUCAGAGAGAGCGCAGCCUGAGUCCUUACAGUAAGCGAGUGGCUAUGACGCGGGCAAUGCAAGCGGGUCGAUGA